Manihot esculenta (cassava) is the source of this 3371-nucleotide messenger RNA. RefSeq names its product ATP-dependent DNA helicase At3g02060, chloroplastic. The transcript is spliced from 13 exons. Gene Ontology annotation, molecular function: ATP binding; nucleic acid binding. Gene Ontology annotation, biological process: DNA repair. The record is from RefSeq and is a predicted model, not a curated record. Bases 275 to 2767 code for a protein of 830 amino acids. NCBI's taxonomy places the organism in Eukaryota, Viridiplantae, Streptophyta, Magnoliopsida, Malpighiales, Euphorbiaceae.
UGAAGAAAAUAUCUAAUGCGUCUCUGCGACGUAUAACAUGUAUCUUCCACACGUUCUCUCUCAUUUUCCCACAGGCAAAAUAUCAAACAUUUGAUAUCCGCUCUUUGUUAAACCCCUCUAAAACCUCUACUUACCCAUUAAUUUUAUCUUCUUCGGCCUUUUGCUCAGGUGGCGCCUCCGCCUCUUCCGCCGUUGCAGGAUGGCCCACUUCUGUAAUAUCUUCAUUCUCAUCACUUUUCAAUUAUACUAAGCUCAUACCUUCUCUUCCUCUUCAAUGGCUUCUGUUGACAUUUCCACUCCUCUUAUUUUCAAACUCUCCUCCUCUCCUAAGCUUUGGAAGCUAUUCAGUGUUAAAUUCCCUUGUCAGUACAGUCGCAAUUACAAGCCUAAGGUUGCAUUUUCCCUCAAUAAUGUCGUCUCCGCUCGAGCUGCUUCAAUUUCCAGUCCCACCACAUUUGGCAUUAAUACUACCACCGAUUUGGGGCAACGGAGGGAAAAGAUUGAUACCGAGCAGGACCCCAUUUCCAUCCUUAACGAGAGGAUUCGCCGCGACUAUCGCAAGAGAGAGGCCUCAUCCAGACCUGUAAUGGACUCGAAAGAGGCUGAUAAGUAUAUACAGAUGGUGAAGGACCAGCAGCAGAGGGGAUUGCAGAAGCUGAAAGGAGAAAGGGAAGCAAAAGAUGGGGGCGUUUUCAGUUACAAGGUGGACCCCUAUUCGCUUAGUACUGGGGAUUAUGUAGUGCAUAAGAAAGUGGGCAUUGGGAGAUUCGUUGGAAUUAAGUUCGAUGUUCCAAAGGGUUCUAAUGAGUCUAUUGAGUAUUUGUUUAUUGAAUAUGCGGAUGGCAUGGCAAAACUUCCUGUUAAGCAGGCUUCUCGCAUGCUUUAUCGUUAUAAUCUUCCAAAUGAAAACAAAAGGCCCCGGACAUUGAGCAAACUCAAUGAUACUAGUGCGUGGGAGAGGAGAAAGACAAAAGGAAAGAUUGCUAUACAGAAAAUGGUUGUUGACUUAAUGGAGCUGUAUUUACAUAGGCUGAGGCAAAAAAGACCUCCCUACCCAAAGAGUCCUGCAAUGGCUGAAUUUGCUGCACAAUUUUCUUAUGAACCCACACCAGAUCAGAAGCAGGCUUUCAUGGAUGUUGAGAGGGAUUUGACUGAGAGAGAGACUCCAAUGGAUCGAUUAAUCUGUGGAGAUGUUGGAUUUGGUAAAACAGAAGUUGCUUUACGUGCCAUCUUUUGUGUGAUUGCAGCAGGAAAGCAAGCUAUGGUCUUAGCACCAACAAUCGUUUUAGCCAAACAACAUUUUGAAGUUAUUUCAGAAAGGUUCUCCAGGUAUCCUAACAUCAAGGUUGGACUUCUGAGUCGGUUUCAGACUAAAGUGGAGAAGGAGAAGUAUUUGGACAUGAUUAAACAUGGUGAUUUGGACAUCAUUGUGGGGACUCACUCACUUCUUGGAAGUCGUGUUGUGUAUAAUAAUCUAGGGCUCCUUGUGGUUGAUGAAGAACAGAGGUUUGGUGUCAAACAGAAGGAGAAGAUUGCUUCUUUCAAGACUUCAGUUGAUGUCCUCACACUUUCAGCAACACCUAUACCUCGAACACUUUAUUUAGCAUUAACUGGAUUUCGUGAUGCAAGUUUAAUUUCAACUCCUCCACCAGAAAGGGUUCCUAUAAAGACCUAUCUUUCAGCAUACAGUAAAGAGAAGGUAAUAUCAGCAAUCAAAUAUGAGCUAGACCGCAGUGGCCAAGUAUUUUAUGUCUUGCCUCGUAUUAAAGGGCUUGAAGAAGUGAUGGAUUUUCUUGAACAGGCAUUCCCAAAUGUUGAAAUAGCUAUUGCACAUGGGAAGCAAUACUCAAAGCAGCUUGAAGACACCAUGGAGAAAUUUGCACAAGGUGAAAUUAAGAUUCUCAUAUGCACAAACAUAGUGGAAAGUGGGCUUGACAUCCAAAAUGCAAACACCAUCAUAAUUCAGGAUGUUCAACAAUUUGGCCUUGCGCAAUUGUAUCAGUUGCGUGGAAGAGUGGGCCGCGCUGAUAAGGAAGCUUAUGCACACUUAUUUUACCCUGAUAAGUCACUGCUGUCUGAUCAAGCAUUGGAGAGGCUUAAAGCUCUUGAAGAAUGCAAAGAACUUGGCCAAGGUUUCCAACUUGCAGAGAGAGACAUGGGUAUCAGAGGCUUUGGCACCAUCUUUGGUGAGCAACAGACUGGGGAUGUUGGGAAUGUUGGCAUUGACCUCUUCUUUGAAAUGCUUUUUGAGAGCUUAUCCAAGGUUGAAGAACACCGUGUAAUUUCAGUUCCUUACCAGUCUGUACAGAUUGAUUUAAAUAUAAACCCUCAUCUCCCUUCUGAGUACAUAAAUCAUCUAGAUAACCCCAUGGAAAUUAUUAGUGAAGCUGAGAAUGCUGCAGAGAAAGAUAUCUGGAGUUUGAUGCAAUUUACAGAGUCUCUGCGCAGCCAAUAUGGAAAAGAGCCUUAUUCUAUGGAAAUUCUGUUGAAGAAGCUUUAUGUUAGGAGAACGGCAGCAGAUCUUGGGAUAACAAGAAUUUAUACUUCAGGAAAAAUAGUUUGCAUGAAAACAAAUAUGAGUAAAAAGGUUUUCAAGCUGAUGAUAGAUUCAAUGGCAUCAGAUGUCCAUCGAAACUCUUUGGUUUUUGAUGGAGAUCAAAUAAAGGCGGAACUUCUUCUGGAGCUACCAAGAGAACAGCUGCUAAACUGGAUCUUUCAGUGCUUGGCAGAACUUCACGCUAGCCUUCCGGCCCUUAUAAAAUAUUAGUUCACUGUACAGAAUUAGCUGCUCUUUUUCACUUCCUCUAUAAAUUCAAAUCAAAGAUUACACGGUUUUAUGGCUGAUCGUAAAUAGGGAAACUAUAGUGCAUCUCCAAGUCCAAUUGUUUUAAUCCACUCACCCUCAGGCCUAAUCUGCCCUUGCAAAGUCCACUUGAGCAUCCAGAGUCAGAUAUUUCAAGGUAAGCUGCAAAAAUUAAUUGUUUUGUUGUAAUCAUCAGCCCUGGCUGACCAGCUCUACUGCAGGUUGCAUAAGAAUGCAAUGUUGGCUGUUUUAAGUUGUACUUCUGCAUCAGAGGAAGCUUCCACUCACAGAAGGUGAAGAUUCUGGAGAUUAAUGACACAUCUCGUGCUGUUUUUUCGGCAUUACAGAGAUCUCUCUGAACUUGGGAGCGAAGCAUAAAAAUUCUUUUUUUGUCAUGACUCUGCCUUGUUGAUGAUUUGCAGAACCUUGAUGAUUAUUGUACCACCUUAGCAUGUAGAUUAGAGAAAUGUAAAAUGAUGGUAAGAAAGAAUUUUGUCUCUGCUGUUCAUUAUUUAUGGUGAUUAUUGAUUACAGACAUUUACUUUUAGGAAUCCAUAUUAUUAUUAUU